Molecule: messenger RNA, 489 nt
Organism: Limulus polyphemus (Atlantic horseshoe crab)
Lineage: Eukaryota; Metazoa; Arthropoda; Merostomata; Xiphosura; Limulidae
Product: Down syndrome cell adhesion molecule-like
Exons: 3
Biological process (GO): axon guidance; cell-cell adhesion
Cellular component (GO): axon; plasma membrane
Molecular function (GO): protein binding
Source: RefSeq, a predicted model, not a curated record
GAUAUUUCGGAGUGAAAAAGCUGAAAGAACAAGUUUUAUCUUUUGGUGAAACUAGCCUGUUGCUUCGUGAUCUCCAUCCUGGUACAGAAUACACUGUAGAGAUUCAGGCAGAGAACAGUAUAGGGCUCAGUGAACCUUCUGACCCUGUUACAUUUACAACACAGGAGGAAGAACCAGGAGCGUCACCUGUGGAUGUUAAAGUUUUGGCUCUGGACUCAGGAACACUGUUAGUAAGUUGGAAGAGUCCACCCAGAGACCAGUGGAACGGAGUCCUGAAAGGUUACUACGUCAGCUACAAGGUCAAGGACUCUUCAAGUAGAUUCUCUUACGAGACUGUGACGAAAGAUGACGUCACAGACAAAGAUGAAGAAGAAGUAACAAUUCGUGGUUUGAACGUUGGAACAGAAUACAUAGUGACCGUGAAAGCUUUUAAUAGUGCUGGAACCGGACCUUCGUCAGAGGAAGUGACGUGUGCCACACUCCGGGGAG